Messenger RNA from Scatophagus argus, 510 nucleotides. RefSeq names its product ATP synthase subunit g, mitochondrial-like. Gene Ontology annotation, molecular function: proton transmembrane transporter activity. Bases 108 to 419 code for a protein of 103 amino acids. The record is from RefSeq and is a predicted model, not a curated record. Gene Ontology annotation, biological process: proton motive force-driven ATP synthesis. The transcript is spliced from 3 exons. NCBI's taxonomy places the organism in Eukaryota, Metazoa, Chordata, Actinopteri, Scatophagidae.
CGUUUUUCUCUUAGGCUCUUUUAUUUUGAAAUCAGCGACCCGGAAACUUUCACGCGACACUUUUCUUCUUCUUUCCUCUUCUGCUUGUCUCCUGGACUGUCUUCGUAAUGGCUCAGGCAAUACAGAAACUCGUCGCUAAAGUUCCUACUUUAGUUGGUUCCGCUGUCACAUACUCCAAACCCCGACUGGCGACCUUCUGGUACUAUGCGCGGGUGGAGCUCGUUCCACCGACCCCCGCCGAGAUCCCCAAAGCCAUUGAGGCCGCAAAGGGCCUCCUCAAGAGCUACCAGUCUGGACGCCUGGGACAAACCACAGUAAGGGAUGCUCUGAGGAAUGGACUGGUGACCACUGAGGUGCUGAUGUGGUUCUACAUCGGAGAGUGCAUCGGCAAAGGGGGCAUCAUUGGAUAUGAUGUCUAAAUAUUGAACUAUUCUUUCUACUUUUGCACUUCUAAUUGUCACAUUCUCAACAACUUGCACCACAUUUUCAAAUAAACAGAUGUCUCUGAUA